AUGAAAAGAAACAAAGAUUUAGAUGGAGAUUCAUUUCAGAAGAAAAAAGCGGGAUCUUGUCCAAACUGUUACAAGACUGUGUAUGAAUUUUGCCAAGAAUGUCGAAUUAGCCUUACAUCACAUAAAUUUAUACAGUCUAAACAGAAAGAUGGUUUUUUUCCUACAACACAACAUACAAACUACAAGUUUACACAGGAUAACACAAAAGCAUCAGAUGAUAAACAAGUUGAAAAAGACUUGAUAGUCGAUGGAAGUGUUUUAAUUAAUCAGAACACUGGUGAUGUUGAUAUUGAUGAGGAUUUUGAAAAAGUGAUUAACCAGAUUAAAUCAAAAUCAGUUAAGAAUAAAAGUAAAGAAUUGAGCAGUUCAUUUAAGCAAAACCUUGUUCCGUUAGAUGCCUUCUUUUCAAAUGAGCUAAAUAAAAGCAAUAAUGAAAGUGUUAAAGAGUCAACUAAAGAGGAAAAAACACCUGAAAGUAUCAAAACCACACAUCAAACAUUUAAAAAAGAGACGAAAGACGUGUAUUAUCAACAACCUCAAUAUCGAGGAGAGGAUCAAAUGCAAAUGAGAAAGCAACGCUUUGAAACUUCUUAUCCUAACAAUUUCUAUUUAGACAAUCAACCAAUCAUCAAGAAUAAAAGAUAUAAUCUUAACAACAAUAUUCCUAUCAAUAACAAUUCUCAAUUUAACAAUUUGCCAAUGAAUAACAUGCCAGUGAAUAGUAACAACAUUCCUAUGAAUAUAGGUUUCAAUAAUUUUAAUAAUUCUUACAUGCCAAUUAGUAAUAAAAAACCUAAUAUGCAUUUUAUGAAUAUCAAUCAUCCUAAAAAUUAUAAAAUGAUGAACUUUCCUAAUAAAAUGAUGAUGAAUAGAACAAUGAUACCUAAUUUAAGACCUACACGGGAAAUGGAGAUGAACCAAAAGAUGAUGAAUGUUAAUAAUUCACAGAAAAGAUUUAAUGUUAAUCACUAUAUGAUGCCACAAGAAACUUUCAAUCCCCAAUUUAAUCCUUCCAUUUAUGGAUACAAUCCAAAAAUGGACCCAAGAAUGAUCCAUAAAGAAACAGCAAAUGAUCCUAAUCAGUUAAAAAUCAAGAAUAGUGAAUUUUUUCAGUCACCACCAUUAAUGCAUGCGACUAAAAAAACAAAUUGUCUAACCCAAAUGGAUAUCAUGAUAAGAGAUCAAAAAAAUAAAGAAAAAAUAGCAGCAUCAAGUGAUCGAAGUAGAAUAAAACAAUCCCCGCACCAUAAAGAGAAGUUAAAGAAAAGAGGCCGAAAACCUAAAAAUUAUGAAAAUUCACUAUCAGGGAGUAAUCAAGGUCUUCAAUCAAUUUUUAAGAAAAAAGUUGAUUUUGAUAUGACACCAGAAAAAUGGAAUGCUCUUUUUGAUUUUAAACCAGUUGUAAUAACUCAACCUAAAUUGGGUGAUCAUAUUAAAGCAAGAAUUAUUAAUCAAAAGAAUAAAGAAAAUAAAUCAUAA
Messenger RNA from Hepatospora eriocheir, 1479 nucleotides. Lineage: Eukaryota; Fungi; Microsporidia; Hepatosporidae. The record is from the annotation of a GenBank genome assembly.